AUGAUGAUCCCAAGCGUCCUUGCGCCUCCGGCCUUCUACCCGGGUCUGUACCGGCCCGCCGCGUCUCUGCCCCUCCACCAGACCCUGCCCAACGUCUUUCCGACGCACUCCAGCUUUCUAGUGGAGGACCUGCUGCGGAUAAGCCGACCCGCCGCCUUCUUAAACCGGACUGUUCCCUCAGUCAGCGCCUCCCUGCCCACAGACACCACCACCAUGUCUUUCAGCCGCGAAACGUGCUCGCCAAAAACGUCACUGCCGAGCAGCAAGGACCCAACUUUUCUCAAGUUUGGAGUGAGCGCCAUCCUCGCACCUUCACCAAAGACCGUUUCCUCACACCCCACAAUCCACCAUCUGCACUCCAAGACCUACCCCUUCCCCUGCUUUGACGGAACCUUUCACCCCAUAUUCAGGACGCCUUAUUUACCAGCAUCUUCAUCUGUGGUUCCCAUCCCCGGGACUUUUUCAUGGCCCCUGGCCGCAAGAGGGAAACCCCGGAGAGGGAUGCUAAGGAGGGCUGUGUUCUCUGAUGUGCAGCGCAAGGCCUUAGAGAAAAUGUUCCAGAAACAGAAAUACAUCAGCAAGCCAGACAGGAAGAAACUGGCUUCUAAACUUGGCCUAAAGGACUCACAGGUGAAAAUCUGGUUUCAGAACCGGCGGAUGAAGUGGAGAAACUCCAAGGAACGGGAGCUGCUGUCGUCCGGUGGCUGCCGUGAACAGACGCUGCCCACCAAAGCCAACCCGCACCCAGACCUCAGCGACGUGGGCAAGAAAUCCUCAGCAGAGGAUGAUGAGGAGGAAGAGGUGUUCAGCAGAGAGAGUGUGAGGGUGGCAGGCUCCAGCAUAUCCUCUCCCUCUCUCUCCAGUAAGCACUCAGACUUUUCAGAGUCAGACGAAGAAGAAAUAACAGUAUCUUAA
Scomber scombrus (Atlantic mackerel) is the source of this 915-nucleotide messenger RNA. It is a transcript of the gene dbx1a, whose product is annotated as developing brain homeobox 1a. Lineage: Eukaryota; Metazoa; Chordata; Actinopteri; Scombriformes; Scombridae. The transcript is spliced from 4 exons. The record is from RefSeq and is a predicted model, not a curated record. Gene Ontology annotation, molecular function: DNA-binding transcription factor activity, RNA polymerase II-specific; DNA binding. Gene Ontology annotation, biological process: cell differentiation in spinal cord; regulation of transcription by RNA polymerase II. Bases 1 to 915 code for a protein of 304 amino acids.